CGCGCGUUCAUCCGGACAGAUUCUUCUUCUUCUCUCUCCAGUGGAUACUGCGGGGAACACACGGAUUUCCUGUAGGAUGGAUUGCUGAAACUCCCUUUGCGAGAUUAUUCAUUUAUUUCCUUUCAUUUCCCUCCCGUCACACUAUCUCGUCUCCAUCCAUCCAUCCAUGAGUCCGGACGGGUUCUGAUUCGGACAGAAUGCGGAUCCUGGUGUUGAUUCCGCUGCUGUGGGGACUCAGUGAAGGGGCUUUUCCCAGCAGUGUCCAGAUCGGUGGGUUGUUUAUAAGAAACACGGAUCAAGAAUAUACAGCUUUCCGCUUGGCCAUAUUUCUUCACAAUACGAGUCCGAAUGCCACGGAAGCCCCUUUCAAUCUGGUUCCACAUGUGGACAACAUCGAGACAGCCAACAGCUUUGCAGUCACCAAUGCCUUUUGUUCGCAGUAUUCGCGAGGAGUCUUUGCGAUCUUCGGCCUGUACGAUAAGCGCUCGGUCCACACUCUGACGUCCUUCUGCAGCGCGCUGCACAUCUCUCUGGUAACGCCCAGUUUCCCUGCCGAGGGCGAGACACAGUUCGUGCUUCAGCUGCGGCCGUCCAUCCGCGGGGCGUUACUGAGCCUCCUGGACCAUUAUGACUGGAGCCGCUUCGUAUUCCUGUACGACACCGACAGAGGAUACGCCAUCCUGCAGGCCAUCAUGGAGAAGGCGGGUCAGAACGGCUGGCAGGUCAGUGCCAUCUGUGUGGAGAACUUCAAUGACGCCAGUCACCGAAGACUGCUGGAAGACCUGGACCGGCGACAGGAGAAGAAGUUCGUCAUCGACCUCGAGACAGAACGACUCCAGAACAUUCUGGAACAGAUUGUGAGUGUGGGCAAACAUGUGAAAGGAUAUCACUACAUCGUGGCUAACCUGGGAUUUAAGGACAUUUCUCUUGAGAGGUUUAUGCACGGCGGGGCAAACGUCACUGGUUUCCAGUUGGUGGAUUUCAGCAAACCAAUGGUGAUCAAACUAAUGCAGCGCUGGAACAAACUAGACCAGAGGGAGUAUCCAGGAUCUGAGAGCCCACCCAGGUACACAUCAUCAUUGACGUAUGAUGGUGUGCUAGUGAUGGCGGAGGCGUUUCGGAAUCUGCGCAGACAGAAGAUCGACAUCUCUCGCAGAGGCAACGCUGGAGACUGUCUGGCAAACCCAGCUGCUCCUUGGAACCAGGGCAUCGACAUGGAACGAAAUCUGAAACAGGUGAGAAUCCAGGGUCUCACUGGGAAUAUCCAGUUUGACCAUUAUGGACGCAGAGUCAACUACACCAUGGAUGUCUUUGAGCUAAAGAGUAACGGCCCCCGCAAGAUUGGUUACUGGAACGACCUGGAUAAAUUGGUUCUGGUCCAGAAUGAACUCUCCAUGGGAAAUGAUUCCGCUAUGGAGAACAGAACUGUUAUCGUCACGACUAUAAUGGAAGGACCGUACGUGAUGUUGAAGAAGAACUGGGAGAUGUACGAAGGAAAUGACCAGUUCGAAGGAUACUGCGUGGAUCUGGCGUCCGAGAUCGCCAAGCACAUCGGCAUCAAAUACAAGAUCUCCAUCGUUCCUGACGGGAAAUACGGAGCCAGAGAUCCAGAGACGAAGAUCUGGAAUGGCAUGGUUGGGGAGCUGGUGUACGGGAGAGCGGAAAUCGCUGUGGCCCCUUUAACCAUCACUCUGGUCCGGGAGGAGGUGAUCGAUUUCUCCAAGCCCUUCAUGAGUCUGGGAAUCUCUAUCAUGAUCAAGAAGCCGCAGAAGUCCAAACCUGGCGUCUUCUCCUUCCUGGACCCGCUGGCCUACGAGAUCUGGAUGUGCAUCGUGUUCGCCUACAUCGGCGUGAGCGUGGUGCUCUUCCUGGUCAGCCGCUUCAGCCCGUACGAGUGGCACACCGAGGAGCCCGAGGAAGGCUCCGACGGUCCGCCCAGCGACCAGCCCCCCAAUGAGUUCGGCAUCUUCAACAGUCUCUGGUUCUCUCUGGGCGCCUUCAUGCAGCAGGGCUGCGACUUCACACCCAGGUCUCUGUCUGGUCGUAUAGUCGGAGGCGUUUGGUGGUUCUUCACUCUCAUCAUCAUUUCCUCCUACACGGCAAACCUGGCUGCCUUCCUCACCGUGGAGAGAAUGGUGUCGCCUAUCGAGAGCGCAGAAGACCUCGCCAAACAGACAGAAAUCGCCUACGGGACUCUUGAUUCCGGUUCCACCAAAGAGUUCUUUAGGAGGUCAAAGAUUGCGGUGUACGAGAAAAUGUGGAGUUACAUGAAGUCGGCCGAGCCCACGGUCUUCACCAAGACGACGGCCGAGGGCGUGGCUCGCGUGCGCAAGUCCAAAGGGAAAUACGCCUUCCUUCUGGAGUCCACCAUGAACGAGUACACGGAGCAGCGCAAGCCCUGCGACACCAUGAAGGUCGGAGGGAAUCUGGACUCCAAGGGCUACGGGGUGGCCACGCCCAAAGGAUCGCAGCUAAGAAAUGCCGUAAACCUGGCCGUGUUAAAGCUGAAUGAGCAGGGGCUGUUGGACAAAUUGAAAAAUAAAUGGUGGUACGACAAGGGCGAAUGUGGCAGCGGGGGCGGGGACUCGAAGGACAAGAGCUCGCAGGCGCUGAGCCUGAGCAACGUGGCGGGAGUUUUCUACAUCCUGGUGGGCGGCCUGGGUCUGGCCAUGAUGGUGGCCCUGGUCGAGUUUUGCUAUAAGUCCCGCACCGAGGCCAAGAAACUGAAGGUGGAAUCGGCCGAACUGAAUUUUAGCCCCGCUCCCAGCCCAACGCACAGUGUGCAGAACUUAGCCACUUAUAGAGAGGGAUACAACGUGUACGGCUCUGACGCAGUAAAGAUAUAGGGCUCACCUUCUCGGAUGCCAUGAGAAACAAGGCCCGCUUGUCAAUCACGGGCAGCCUAGGGGAAAAU
Molecule: messenger RNA, 2914 nt
Organism: Sinocyclocheilus grahami
Lineage: Eukaryota; Metazoa; Chordata; Actinopteri; Cypriniformes; Cyprinidae
Product: glutamate receptor 4-like
Exons: 16
Coding region: 198-2846 (882 amino acids)
Biological process (GO): monoatomic ion transport
Cellular component (GO): membrane
Molecular function (GO): ligand-gated monoatomic ion channel activity; signaling receptor activity
Source: RefSeq, a predicted model, not a curated record